Lucilia sericata (common green bottle fly) is the source of this 1272-nucleotide messenger RNA. RefSeq names its product receptor expression-enhancing protein 5 (gene ReepB). Bases 463 to 957 code for a protein of 164 amino acids. The transcript has 4 exons. The record is from RefSeq and is a predicted model, not a curated record. NCBI's taxonomy places the organism in Eukaryota, Metazoa, Arthropoda, Insecta, Diptera, Calliphoridae.
CAUACGGGUCUUCCAAAUUAAACGUGUAUUUCUGUGCUUCAUUAAUACGAUUUUUUUUUUCAAAUAAAUUUAAAACAAAUCCUCAAAUUAUACAAAAUAGUAAUACAACAGGAAAAAAAAAAACAUCAAAAACUAAAAGUUGUUUUCUCCAUAAUAAUAAAUUCAUGAUAUAAUUGUUGUAUUUUUCAUCUUUUUCGUUUAUUUCUUUUUAACGUUUAGUAUAAAUUUUGCUUACUCAGGCGUGUAUGUUUGUGCGUGUGUAAAUCUUUUGUCUAUUUUAUUUGUUUUGCCUUUUGUACGGUGAUGUGUUCCUAUUGCCUCCAAGUUGUCUAUUUUUGUUUAUAACAAUUGAAAUUGUGACGUUUUUUCACUUGUUUUAUGAUUAAACAUAAAGAAAACCCAAAAAAAAAGCAAUUAGUUGCAUUUAUUUUUAGUUAAUAUUGGAAUAUAUAGUUUGCCCAAAUGUGGAUUUGGGAUUAUUUAUGGCAUCGAAAAGAGCUACAAGAACGAGAACAUCGUCGUUAUGUGGCCUUAGUUAAAUUUGGUAUUGGUGCCGCCGCUUUCUGCGCUUUAUAUUUGGUCUUUGGUUAUGGAGCUCAACUUUUAUGUAACAUUAUUGGUGUUGUAUAUCCAGCCUACAUUUCCAUUCACGCCAUUGAGUCCAGCACCAAAUUGGAUGAUACCAAAUGGCUUACCUAUUGGGUGACCUAUGGCAUUAUGUCAAUCAUUGAAUAUUUCUCAGGCAUUUUAACCUCCGUCAUACCCUUCUACUGGUUGAUUAAGUGCGUUUUCUUGGUCUGGUGCAUGUUGCCCAUGGAACAAAAUGGUUCUUAUGUCAUUUACAACCGUGUCAUUCGUCCACAUUUCCUUAAACAUCAUCAAGCUGUUGACACUGCGUUAGAUAAUGUUAUUGGUCAAGCCAAGAAAAAUAUUAGCUCAGUUUUGAAAUCUGAUUAAUUAUGUGUGUCUCUCACAUAAACACAACCACACACUCUCACACACGCAUCUCUUAAGUCCAACAACAAACAUAGUUAAGAAGCAUUUCCACAAUUAAAAAACUAAAUUUAAACAUUAAAAAAAAAACAUCUCGAAAACAGCAACAACAAGAAAGUGAUGUUUUCCUUUUCUUUAAUCUUUGGUGGUGGUGGUCAUGUAGGUGACGGCGACUUCACAAGGAGCACACAAUUUGUUCGGAACAAAAAAACAUCUUAGUGUUAUUUAUUUUUUAAUUAUAUAAUGUGUCUUCGUGAUUAAAAACCUAAAUUAGAAUUG